UCUCACGUCUAAAAUUACACUUCUUUGUAAUUUCUUUUUGUUUUACCAAGGAAAAAAAAACAAGAAAUACGUUUUUUGUUCUGAUUUUCUCCAAGACAAGAGCUUAGGCAACAGAUCGAUCGUUCCUGAGAAAAUGACACCAGCGAAGAGAAUGCGUGUUGCGGCUAAGAAAUCGUUCAGCAGAGCAUCCUUCCCCAAGGAUUUUCUGUUUGGCACUGCUUCGUCAGCUUUCCAGUAUGAAGGAGCCGUGAACGAAGGCUCUCGUGGAGAAAGCAUUUGGGAUAACUUUGUCCGCGAAUUUCCAGAAAGAAAUUGUUACAGCAAUGCUGACGAGGCGGUUGAUUUCUAUCAUCGUUACAAGGAAGAUAUCCAGAGAAUGAAGGAUAUAAACAUGAAUGCUUUCAGGUUCUCGAUUUCAUGGGUUCGGAUAUUACCAGAUGGGAAAAGAAGCAAAGGAGUGAACAAGGAGGGGAUCAAGUUCUACAACGACCUUAUCAACGAACUCCUUGCCAAUGGGAUCACUCCUCUCGCCACCUUGUUCCACUGGGAUAUCCCUCAAGCCCUAGAAGAAGAAUACGGCGGGUUUUUGAGUGAUAAAGUUGUGGAUGACUUCCGAGAUUUCGCAAGCGUGUGCUUCGAGGAGUUUGGCGACAGAGUGAAGUUAUGGGUCACAAUCAACGAGCCAUGGGUUUAUAGUAACGGUGGCUACGACAUGGGCCGGAAAGCACCAGGACGUGCGUCCAAGUACAUUAACAACGCAUGCGAGGCCGGAAGUUCCGGCCGAGAAGUUUAUGUCGUCAGUCACAAUCUGCUUCUUGCCCAUGCCGAAGCGGUCGAAGCCUUCAGGAGUUGCCAAAACUGUAAAGAUGGGAAGAUUGGAAUUGCCCAUUGUCCAUUGUGGUACGAACCCUAUGAUACAAACUGUCCUAAGGAUGUCGAAGCGGCCGAACGAGCCAUGGAGUUCAUGCUUGGAUGGCAUAUGGACCCUACGGUGUACGGGGACUAUCCCGAAUGCAUGAGGAGAAUCCUCGGAGAAAGAUUACCGUCUUUCACCGCAACUCAAUCUCAGAAACUAAGAGGAUCUUUCGAUUUCAUCGGAAUAAAUUAUUACAGCGGCGUUUACGCAAAACACGUUGACCAGGUUGACCCCGAGAAACUUUCUUACAGAUCGGAUCAACACGUCGAAUGGAGAAAGCACAAUGUCGCGGGAAAAGCCAUCGGUGUUCAGGGUGGCGCAGAAUGGGUGAUAAGCCAUCCACAGGGACUGAGAAAAGUUCUUAAAUACGCCAAGAACAAAUACGGAGACCAUAAGUUUAUAAUCACUGAAAACGGAUACUGCGAUCCAUGCUGCGAUAAAAAACCGAAGCUCUUCGACAUGAUGGACCUGCAAAGGACAGAGUACCACAAGAAGCAUCUCUACUACCUUCAGCAAGCCAUCAACGAGGACGGGUGCAAAGUGGAAGGGUACUUUGCUUGGUCGUUGCUCGAUAACUUCGAAUGGAACAACGGAUACGAAGUCCGUUACGGGCUGUUCUACGUGGAUUACAACAACGGUCUGAAGAGAUACCCGAAAAUGUCGGCAAUGUGGUUCAGAGAAUUUCUGAGGAAAAACGAAGGGAUAGAAGACGAGGAGAAGAACGAUAAUAGUGUGGUCGAGGACAAGAGAUUCUUGUCAUCAACCGGCUCGGGUUUCUGUUUCACGGUGAAGAUGUCCGAACCCUCGAAGGUCUUGGAGCUGUUCUUUUAAUUAUCUUUAUAAUUAUAAGGUUAUAAACAAAAUAACCAAUGUUUCAUUUCUUCAUACGUUUGUUCGCUGAAUAAAAAUAAAUGUAACGACGAGAAAUCUGUACUACGUAUACUGUAUUCGUCGUCGGUUCGACGUUGACGAAGAAAAUACCAUCUCAUUUUCCA
Tarenaya hassleriana is the source of this 1911-nucleotide messenger RNA. RefSeq names its product beta-glucosidase 27-like. The transcript has 14 exons. The record is from RefSeq and is a predicted model, not a curated record. The coding region runs from base 134 to 1747 and encodes 537 amino acids. Gene Ontology annotation, molecular function: beta-glucosidase activity. Gene Ontology annotation, biological process: carbohydrate metabolic process. NCBI's taxonomy places the organism in Eukaryota, Viridiplantae, Streptophyta, Magnoliopsida, Brassicales, Cleomaceae.